Messenger RNA from Cuscuta epithymum, 3379 nucleotides. Lineage: Eukaryota; Viridiplantae; Streptophyta; Magnoliopsida; Solanales; Convolvulaceae. The record is from the annotation of a GenBank genome assembly.
AGGGAACUACAAUGCAAGCAUCUUACACCACCAAAGCUAUUGCAAAAGACACGAGAAUCAUGAAAUCAAGAAAACCUGUAUGCGGUACGCCACAAUGCUUGAAGAACUUAGUGAUAUUUCACAUUAACAUUAAUACGUAGUAUAAGUGUGAAGUGUUAUCUAUUUAACGAAAGAAAACUCUUCUAUAUGAGAUGCGUUACAUCCACUCUCACUAGAGAAGCCAACUAUUAUAUACAGGCAGCACUAAUCAAAGUUCUACUUUUAAAAUCUGCAAGCAGAACCAAGAAACAAAGAACAGAUGGGCAUAGUAAAGAAAACCAGACAAGACAUAUUCCUAAAUGAGACACUUUCAACUUUGGCUUCUCCCUCCUUGUUCUAUGUCUACAUUGGUGCGAGGACUAACCCGUUUUUCCCUGCUUAGAAGCCUCUUCAAUGACCUCAACCUUGUAGGCAUAGGAGAUUUCUGUUCCUGAUCAUCCUCAACAGCAUGCCUUGGGAUGUCAAUAACCAAAAUACUUCCCAUCACUGAUGAUGAUGUUGAAGAUGAGGGACAAGAUGAUGAUGGAGCAGAAGAAAUAGAGCCUUGUUGAGAGCCUUGUUGGGGUAGUUCAUCCAAACCAGUCCCUAGAGUACUAACUUGAGUCUCAUCUCCCCAAAACAACACAUUAGUGGGGAAAUUAGGUGUCUCACCAGGAACCAAGCCCUCAACUGAUGCUGUUUCUGCAGGAGGAGGAUUGGGAAUUGGGUUUCUGCAUAACGGGCAGGUGGAAUGAGAUUGAAACCACAUAUCAAUACAGUCAACAUGAAAACCAUGGUUGCAUUUGGGCAAAAGCCUUGCCUUUUCACCUUCAGAAACUUCACACAGACAAACUGCACAUUCUAAUCCAUCUUUGAAGUCUUUAGGACUAAAUUCAACCACUGGUAUAGUUUUCAGUGCAGAGGGGUCGAGACCCCUGCGAAGUGCGGCAGCUGCUGUGACUCCUUGAUAACCCGAGGCGAAUUCAAAGCGCCGCCUUCUGCGAGUGGUAACACCCGUGCUGUCUGGGCGGCGGUACCAGAACCAUUUGGCAUAAAGGUGGAGGAGGAAGACGAAUAUGACCACUAAGAACAGACAAAUGAUUGCCGCUACCAUUAUCUUCCCUGUCAGCUCGACCUGACUUGGUUCAUCUAGCUUACCACCGACGUUUGAAUCAUCACCCAUUUUUUUAAUCCAAAUUCGAAAAAGCUGAAAUGUUUGACCUUUUCAACUGAUGAGAUUGAAAACCCAGGUUAGGUUUUCCUUCCGAUCAUCAAAUUCUUGAAUUUGGAGGGUUUUAUUACAAAAUGAAAACCAAGAAAAUAUAACCGGCCUCCUCCAAGAUCUGGGAAUAUCUUUAAACAAGCAAAAGCUUAUAACAGAAAAAGUAAAAGAUUUUGGUACAGGGAAGGUUUGGCUAAAGGCUAAAGCGUUAGGGUAUAUAUGAAGAGGGAAUAUGAAACUUGGAAACUAAUAAAUAAGAAGGCAAGAAUAGUGGAGAGUUUGAAAGAGACAACAUAAGAAAAAAGGAUGGGUGUUAUACAUACGCAAAGAUGGGAUUAUGGGAAGAGAGUCACCAAAAGGCUCCUCCACCUCCUCCUCGUCAUACGGCGGCGGCUCUAUGGGUGGCGACCAAACUCCAAGGGUUUGACCGGACUUGUCAUGAUAGAGAUGGAAGUUUGAAGUUAGUUAAACAAAGGAAGGUGCAUAAAAACAAAACAUUUGACCGACUAUGCCUCGGGAGAGACCAAAUUUUGUUGUGUUCAAAUUGAUGUUUGCCUAACUAGACGCUUGGCGAACAGUAAGGUUGAAGAAGAAGAGGGAGAUUCAAACAAAAGAACAGUGAUUGUCAAGGGAAUUAACCUUAUGAAUUCGGCGAAACGGGGGUUGCGGCUAGCUGAGAGGAAACACUUUACUGCGCUCUUGCCAAAGAUUGUAUCUUCGUUUCUUUCUACAGAUACUAAUAGACAAGCUUAUCCACAGAUGACACGCGACGCGAUGGCUCGCCACUGAAAAAGCGUACGGUAAAACGGUUAGGAUCAAUGGUGAGAGGUCGGUUGUUAGUGUUUCCGAUCAGAGGCAGGAAUUGGUGCUUCAGCCGCUCAGUUGACCAGUCCGCAUGCAAAGCGCAAGAGGCCAACACGCCGUCGACUCUCAAUGAGCUCUGGAACAGGAUCUCCAAGCCCACGGACAAGCCUUCCGGGUCUAAGCUUGAACUUCUAAUCGAUUUCGCCACGAAUAAGAUGAGCAACCAGUGGAGCAAUUUGGAAAAGGCACCUGCUGGAAGUUUUAAGAGCAAAAUUCACGGGUUAGGGUUGCGGCUUUUGUCUACUGUUAAACCUUCUGAGAUCUUCUUAAAGUCCAUUUCGAAGGAGGUCGAUAAAGUGGAAAUAACGUAUCCAUCUAGUUUAAAUGGCCGACUAGUUCGUCGAAGGCUAAGACAUAUUGCCUUCAGGGGAGCGGUUAUUCACAAGAAGUACUUGUAUGGAUCAACUGUUUUGCUUCCAUUGACAUCAGUCUUCAUGGUGCUACCCUUGCCUAACAUUCCUUUCUUUUGGAUCUUGUACCGCACAUACUCUCACUGGAGAGCUUUGAAGGGAAGUGAAAAUCUUCUCCAUCUAGUUACAGAUUAUCCUGGCAAACAACAUUCCAAUGAAAACACAGCGCUUGAGACAAGAAGUAAGAAAGCUGAUUCAAAUGAAAACUGCAAUGCCCUAAGCUCUUCAUGGGUUUUGAUCCCGUCAGAGGAACUCCAGAAACUUGUUAACCUAAGUAAUACAACAGACGGUCUAAGUGAAAGCACACUAUCUGCAAUAUGCCAAAGAUAUAAUUUGAACUUGAUGGAUGUUGUCAAGUACCGGACUUCACUUUAGGUUGGAUGUGUUUCUAUUGGUAGCCGCUCUAGAUUUCAUAUUGGUUUUCCGAGUACUCUUUGUUGUCUCUUUAGAUGUUUUUGGCUGAGAGCUCAAAGAAGAACAAUGCAUUUCUUUCAAAUAAAGCUUUUUGCAGUUAGCAUCAGGUCAUUGGCUCCAGCCUCCAGCAAGUUUAUCUGUUUCUGUUCGACGUAUUCAAUCGUUGCUUUUCGUGAAUGGCCUAACUCCUACUGAUUGAUAGACCAUCUGCUAUGAUCUUUGCUCCAGCAGGUCUAAGCUUCCGGAUGAUGGACUGUGCUGGCCUAGGGACGAGUCCCCAUCACCCUACAAUGUAUGCUUUUAAAAAUAAUGACAAAUCUAUUAGAGCAUGUAAAAAUUGAGGAGUUUCAGAACAUUCUAUCAGUAUUGCUUUAAGGGGUUUUUACAUUUUAGAAGCCAUUUUUGCUGAAAACAAGGCGCUGAUAUAUACAACGUAUAUUACUAGAAAAAA